AUGGCGAGACGACGGUGCAUCGUUCUCGCCAUGACCGUGGCGAUGGCGGUGGCGAUGGCCGGUGAAUCCACCACCACCAGGGAGCAGGACGAGAUCAAGGACAGGCAACUUCAGCGGAACAGAGAGAGUCAUAUCAUUUCCAGACUUGGAGGGCCCAAGUAUCAGCUUGGGUCCGAAGAGCUCGACGGAGUUUGCACUUCCUUGGACGGGCCUCGUUGCGAUCCAGAUGAAAAGGCAAGACACCUGGCUCAGGAGCGAGCAAGAAUUGCAGGCACCAACUCACGUCCAGAUGGAAGCAGAAGCACAACAGGCACGCGAGUGAAGACAGUUCAAGAGUUCAAAUUCGAAAAUGGGAAAGAAGUGCGCAAAUCCGUGGAGAAAACUCUACACUCCGACGACUCUGAGCCAUUGGUGAUAUUCAAGACCAUCUCUGCUGGUGAAGACCUGAAUAAAGUGAUAAGCCAAGUUCAAGCAGAGAUAAGUGAUGCUCUCAAAGAAUUGGAUGGAGACACGGCGGGGCGUGAGUCUAAAACAUCGAAAUCGAAAGUUCAGAAUGAGCAUCAGCACCAAACGCAAGAGAAAUCUGUGAGCAAGCAAACAGAUCAAAAGGAUCAGAGAGAUCUAGACACAGUGCGAGAAUGUGGCCAACACAAGACUUUGGCGGAGAGCUCGCUGAACCAUGCAACCGAGGAACACAUCAACAUUUGCAAGCACAACAGAAAGCUUUAUCGAUGCACCAAGACCGAUGGGAAUGCUCUGGCGAAUGAUAGAAUUGGUCUUCUCAAGGAAUCGUGUCUGGACCCUACCUUCAGUGCGAAAGAAUGUGACGAAGGAGAGAGGCUUUGUGAGCUUACGUCUCCUUCUUCGUUUUCUCAAUUCUCUUCACCAGAGCCUUGCACGUUCGAGUACAAGCAAGGAUUUGUUCCCGAUGACCCCCGACAAGAUAUUUUCAUAGCAGCAAACAAGCUAUCCACCCCCUCAACUCCAGUUACAGUGUGGUUCAAGAAGAUAACCUACACUGAUCCUAAAUGUCCCGAUCCGACGGCGCGAAGAUUUGACUACCUGAAGACUCUGAAGCCCCAGGCGUUGGCGUGGCUCAGACAUGAGCUACUUGAUCAGGUUGAAAACUUACAUUCGUACUUUGCCUUCGAGUGA
Guillardia theta CCMP2712 is the source of this 1155-nucleotide messenger RNA. RefSeq lists its product as hypothetical. The coding region runs from base 1 to 1155 and encodes 384 amino acids. NCBI's taxonomy places the organism in Eukaryota, Cryptophyceae, Pyrenomonadales, Geminigeraceae. The record is from RefSeq and is a predicted model, not a curated record. The transcript is spliced from 7 exons.